AUGGCGUCGAAACUUCCAGCAGUCCUCAGUGCGACCGAGGAGGAUAUCCAACUCCUCCUGGCCGCCCAAAGCCAUAUCGGAACGAAAAACUGCGACAAGCAGAUGGAGCCUUAUGUUUGGAAACGUCGCUCUGACGGCAUUCACAUUAUCAACAUCGGCAAGACCUGGGAGAAGCUUGUUUUUGCUGCCCGCAUCAUCGCUGCCGUUGAAAACCCCAACGACGUCUGUGUCAUUUCCGCUCGUCCUUAUGGCCAUCGUGCCGUCCUCAAAUACGCUGCCAACACUGGAGCUCAGGCCAUCGCUGGCCGCUUCACUCCUGGCUCAUUCACUAACUACAUCACCCGCUCGUUCAAAGAGCCGCGUCUGAUUGUGGUUACCGACCCCCGUGUCGACCACCAAGCCAUUCGGGAGGCUUCCUACGUCAAUAUCCCAGUCAUUGCUCUUUGCGACACCGAUGCGCCCCUCAAGUUUGUCGACGUUGCGAUUCCGGCCAACAACAAGACCCGCCAUUCGAUCGGUCUUCUGUGGUGGCUGCUAGCACGUGAGGUGCUCCGUCUCCGAGGCACUAUUCCUCGCUCGAGCGACGGCUGGAACGUCAUGGUUGAUAUGUUCUUCUACCGUGACCCUGAGGAGGUCGAGAAGCAGCAGAAAGAAGAGGCUGAGGCCAAGCUGGCCCUCACUCAAGGUGGCGCCGAGGAAAGUGCACCCGCUGAGUGGGAUGUUGGAGGUGCACCUGCCGCAGGUGGCAUCAACCCCGGCCUUGUUGGCGAUGGCGGCGCCCUCGAUUGGUCGGCGGACCCAACACCUGGUGCGACCACCGACUGGGCCGCAGAGCCUUCUGCCGCUGGUGGCUGGGGAGCCGAUGCUCAGGCUACUGGCUCUGGUGGAUGGGAGUAA
Messenger RNA from Mycena indigotica, 897 nucleotides. RefSeq names its product 40S ribosomal protein S0. NCBI's taxonomy places the organism in Eukaryota, Fungi, Basidiomycota, Agaricomycetes, Agaricales, Mycenaceae. The coding region runs from base 1 to 897 and encodes 298 amino acids. Gene Ontology annotation, biological process: ribosomal small subunit assembly; cytoplasmic translation. Gene Ontology annotation, molecular function: structural constituent of ribosome. The record is from RefSeq and is a predicted model, not a curated record. The transcript has 3 exons. Gene Ontology annotation, cellular component: 90S preribosome; cytosolic small ribosomal subunit; ribosome.